Messenger RNA from Trichechus manatus latirostris (Florida manatee), 2990 nucleotides. RefSeq names its product spermatogenesis associated 2 (gene SPATA2). Gene Ontology annotation, biological process: regulation of tumor necrosis factor-mediated signaling pathway; protein linear deubiquitination; regulation of necroptotic process. The coding region runs from base 1197 to 2759 and encodes 520 amino acids. Gene Ontology annotation, cellular component: cytoplasm. NCBI's taxonomy places the organism in Eukaryota, Metazoa, Chordata, Mammalia, Sirenia, Trichechidae. The record is from RefSeq and is a predicted model, not a curated record. The transcript is spliced from 2 exons.
UAUAGGGUCACUAUGAGUCAGAAUCAACUCAGUGGCAACGAGUUGAACAGAGAACAAGACGGCAUAAAUGUGGUGCGUCCUGGCUCAGAAAACUCCAUGUUCCCCUCACAGCAGGGUACUGUAAAAUGGUCUUAAAGUAAAGGGGAACGCAGGCCAGAUGCAGGUACUUCAAGGCUGAUAAAAGCACUACUGGGGGGAGGUCUCUUUUUAAAAAUGUAAAUAUGAUCGUGUCCCUCUCCCCUUGCUUUGAACUCUUCAGUGGCAUCUUGGCUGAUUCAGUGGCUGUUUGAAUAAAAAUAUAAAAUUCUAAACAUGCUCUUUGAGGCCUCAUGGGUCAGGGUCCUGCUUUUGACUGUAGCGUCACCUUUUGUCACUCCGUCUGUGCUCGCUCUACGUAAGCCACACUAGCCGCCCUCUGUUCCCCAAGCUCCCUCCUGCCUCAGGAAAGCAGGGUGCGGUGGUUAAGCACUUGGACUUUGGAGCCAGACCACCUGGGUUCUGGUCUCAGCUCUGCCUCUGAAUAGUUCUGUAACCCUGGCCAAGUUUCUUAACAUCUCCAUGUCUCAGUUUUUACAUCUGUAUAAUGGGGAUCUACUAGUACCUCUCUGCUAGUGUUGUUUAAGAAAACUAAACAAGGUAGUAUGCAUGAAGCGCCUGGAAUAGUACCUGGCUUAUAGCAGGUGCUCUGAAAGUGUUAGCUUGGGGCCUUGCUCCCUGCUGGUACACCCUUUCCUGGCAAACUCCCCAUCCUUCGGGUCUAACUAAAAAUCACUGCUUCCGGAAGCCUUUUAAAAUUCCCCCCUCUCCCCACAAAACCAGCUUAGGUAUCCCUACAGUACAUACCCUAAACUUUUUCUUCAGGGGUAUUAAUCACAGUUUUCAUUCGUGAGCUCGACAAAGUCAAGGACCUGACUUGUUUCCACUCUGUCAUUACACAUAGCACAUGUUUGAUGAAUGUGUUGAACGAAUGGGCAGAAAGGGGCCGACGGGGCUGGUGGAGCCUGGCCAGUCCUGCUAGUUGCUGUGCCUCAGCAGGCAGAAGCCGUGAGUAAUUCGAGGGAUGACGGGCCUAUUGUUUCUGCCCUUCCAGAGCACUCUGCUGGUCCAGGCAGGCAGUAUGUCAGUGCUUUCAGCAAUGUCCCUGCCUCGACCCCAGAAGCCAUGGAAGAGAUAAGGUAGCCCCUUCCCCAGACCGGAUGGGGAAGCCCAGUUCAAUGGAUACAAAAUAUAAGGAUGACUUAUUCCGGAAGUACGUGCAGUUCCACGAGGGCAAAGUGGACGCCCCCACCAGCAGGCAGCAGCCUGGCAGCGAUGAGUACCUACGGGUGGCGGCCUCGACCCUGCUCAGCCUGCACAAGGUCGACCCCUUUUAUCGAUUCCGGCUGAUCCAGUUCUACGAGGUGGUGGAGCGCUCCCUGCGCUCCCUGGGCUCCUCCAGCCUGCGGGCCUUGCACUGCGCCUUUAGCCUGCUCGAGACCAUGGGCAUCAACCUUUUCCUCUACCCGUGGAAGAAAGAGUUCAAAAGCAUCAAGACCUACACAGGCCCUUUCGUUUAUUACGUCAAGUCGACGUUACUAGAGGAGGACAUCCGAGCCAUCCUGAAUUACAUGGGCUACAUGCCUGAGUUGGGGACUGCGUACAAGCUCAGAGAGCUGGUGGAGACCCUCCAGGUGAAGAUGGUCUCCUUCGAGCUCUUUCUGGCCAGGGUGGAGUGUGAGCAGAUGCUGGAGAUCCACUCACUCGUGAAGGACAAGGGCUACUCUGAACUGGACGUUGUAAGCGAGCGCAAGACCAGUGCUGAGGACGUGCGUGGCUGCUCAGACGCCCUGCGGUGGCGGGCUGAGGGCAGGGAGCACCUGACAGCCUCGAUGGCCCGGGUGGCACUCCAGAAGUCGGCCAGCGAGCGGGCAGCCAAGGACUACUACAAGCCCCGUGUGACCAAGUCCUCAAGAUCAGUGGACACCUAUGACAGCUACUGGGAGAGCAGGAAGCCGCCCCUGAAGGCCUCAUUGAGCCUGCGGAAGGAGCCUGUGGCAGCAGACUUGGGGGAUGACCUCAAGGACGAGAUCAUCCGCCCGUCCCCCUCACUCCUGACCAUGUCCAGCUCCCCGCACGGCAGCCCGGAUGACCUGCCAACUCCUUCCCCCAACAACGGCCUUGGCCUGUUGCGCGGCACAUACUUCUCCGCUCAGGAUGACGUGGACCUGUAUACAGACUCAGAACCUAGGGCCACAUACCGCAGGCAGGAUGCCUUGCGGCCAGAUGUGUGGUUGGUCAGAAACGAUGCCCACCCCCCGUACCACAAGCGCGCACCCCCCGCCAAAGAGUCCGCCCUCUCCAAGUGCCAAAGCUGUGGUGUGUCGUGCAGCUCCUCCCUCUGCCAGCGCUGUGACAGCCUGCUCGCCUGUCCCCCCGCCUCCAAGCCCAGCGUUGGCCCCAGCAAGGCCUCCGCCCACGACAGCCUGGCCCACGGGGCAUCUCUGCGGGAGAAGUACUCAGGCCAGACUCAGGGCCUCGACCGGCUGCCAUACCUCCAUUCAAAGUCCAAGCCCUCUGCCAUGGCCACCUCCCGCUGUGGCUUCUGUAACCGCCCGGGCGCCACCAACACCUGCACCCAGUGUUCAAAAGUCUCCUGCGACGCCUGCCUCGGCGCCUACCAUUACGACCCCUGCUGCAAAAAGAGUGAACUGCACAAGUUCAUGCCCAACAACCAGCUGAACUACAAGUCCACCCAGUUCUCCCAUCUCGUGUACAGAUAGACUCGACCUUGCACCUUCCUGCUACAAGGGCUACACCACUGACCUUUCUGGUUUCACGGUGAGGAGUAUUAAUGCAUUGAUCUUGGAAGUAGGGGCCUGCACUUGACCAUGUAGGUGCUGGGGGUUCGUGGAGCCGGCUGCACCACGUGGGAGUUCACUUAGCUACCAUUGACUAAGAUGUUUCAACUGAUGGCUGCUUUGUUGUUUGACGAGGGAGAGGGUGGCACUUCC